Molecule: messenger RNA, 760 nt
Organism: Sphaerulina musiva SO2202
Lineage: Eukaryota; Fungi; Ascomycota; Dothideomycetes; Mycosphaerellales; Mycosphaerellaceae
Exons: 1
Coding region: 169-570 (133 amino acids)
Source: RefSeq, a predicted model, not a curated record
CAGGUCGGCACGUCAGUGAAAUCGCUCUCGCGAGAAACGCAGCUCCUUCCAGAUUCUUUAACAAACACAGGACGCAGACACAACAACAGCAGGCACAACAGCAGACACCACAUACACAGGCGCAGCACCAACAGCACCGCCUCGAUAACUCAUCCGCCGCCCGCCGCCAUGGCAGAGCUACUGUCGCACUACUUCCAUACUUCGCUGUACGCCUUCACUGAGGCCGCGAGGUCCGCCGUCAUUGCCAGCUUCCGAAAUGCGGUCAAAGACGAUACCAUCAUGUGCACCUACUUGGUUGCGAGUGAGGUGUGUGAUGGACAGCGUGCUCGUGUGCACGCGUAUGAGCUUACCGACCGUGACAGACGUUCUACCUCUCCUGCCCGGAGACUGAAGGAGGAAAGAGCGCCGAUGGCACGCUCAGCCAGAUCAUCGAGCAGUAUAUUCGCACAGAGCUCGAAGCAGCGGAACGCGAGCAGAGACAGCCGACGGUCCUACGCUUUCCUGAGAGCAGCUUCGACGACCUGGGCGCCUUCGCCAAUCAGGACGACGUUGCCGCUAUCCCGACUAUAGCACAGCAGCCGCCCACACAGAUUGCACGCACGCAGAUCGUCAUUGCUCCUGAGCACGGAGUCCAAACAGUCAAGCUGUUCUUCCCUGACGAGCUGCCAAGCUACGGACUGCUCGAGAGGUGUCUGGGCGCAAAUCAUAAAUUAAUGGGCGCGGGCCAAGUUUGUCGAGCGGCACGUUGGAGCAGUGUCAA